AUGAUGCACAGCAGAGUUCUGGUUCUGGGGAUCCUCGCCCUGAGCACCAUGCUCAGCCCCUGUCGGGGUGAAGACGACAUUAAGGUUGACCAUGUUGGCAUCUAUGGUAUAACUACCUAUCAGUCUUAUGGACCCAAUGGCCAGUUCACAUUUGAAUUUGAUGGUGAUGAGGAGUUAUAUGUGGACUUGGAUAAGAAGGAGACAAUCUGGAAGAUUCCUAAGUUUAGCCAACUGACAACCUUUGACCCACAAGGCGGACUACAAAAUAUAGCUACAGUAAAACACAACUUGAACAUUAUAACUAAGAGGUCCAAUUCUACCCCAGCUAUCAAUGAGGUUCCUGAAGUGACAGUAUUCCCCAAGGCCCCUGUGUUGCUGGGUCAUCCCAACACCCUCAUCUGCUUUGUGGACAAGAUCUUCCCUCCUGUGGUCAACAUCACAUGGUUGAGAAACAGCAACUCAGUCACAGAUGGCAUUUAUGAGACCAGUUUCAUCUCCAACAGCGACCAUUCCUUCCAAAAGAUGUCCUACCUCACCUUCAUCCCUUCUGACGAUGACGUCUAUGACUGCAAGGUGGAGCACUGGGGCCUGGAGGAGCCAGCGCUGCAACACUGGGAACCCGAGAUUCCAGCCCCCAUGUCAGAGCUGACAGAGACUGUGGUCUGUGCCCUGGGAUUAUCUGUGGGCAUCGUGGGCAUCGUGGUGGGCACCAUCUUCAUCAUUCAAGGUCUGCGAUCAGGUGGCUCCUCCAGACACCCAGGGCCCUUAUGAGCCCCACCCUGGAGAGGAAGGUGUGUGGUCCUCUCAGGGCAGACGUGAUGUGCUAGACGACCUUGCACAGGGUAUUUCCUGACCCAAUUCAUCAUGCUCUUUGCCUUCCCCAAGUGUCCUCCAUCCCACUCUUCUCUUGGUCCUGAGUUUUGUCUUUUGGUGUCUUUCACAUCUCAUCUACUGUAGACUCUCAGUGACCCUGACUCAGUAGCUGCACAAAACCAAUAA
Microtus ochrogaster (prairie vole) is the source of this 999-nucleotide messenger RNA. Its product is annotated as H-2 class II histocompatibility antigen, A-R alpha chain-like. Lineage: Eukaryota; Metazoa; Chordata; Mammalia; Rodentia; Cricetidae. The coding region runs from base 1 to 771 and encodes 256 amino acids. Gene Ontology annotation, biological process: immune response; antigen processing and presentation. Gene Ontology annotation, cellular component: membrane; MHC class II protein complex. The record is from RefSeq and is a predicted model, not a curated record. The transcript is spliced from 5 exons.